Messenger RNA from Rhipicephalus microplus (southern cattle tick), 891 nucleotides. Its product is annotated as flocculation protein FLO11-like. The record is from RefSeq and is a predicted model, not a curated record. NCBI's taxonomy places the organism in Eukaryota, Metazoa, Arthropoda, Arachnida, Ixodida, Ixodidae.
AUGCACUCGCCAAGGCCCUUCCCCGACGCCCGCUCGCCCAUCGCGGCAUCCCCAUCAGCAGAGAGCACUCCAGUUCCUGCCCCAACUUCUGAGGACCCCACAAGGCGCCCUUUCUGUCACCGAAGAUCGGAGAGCCUCCCGACCAACAAGGUCCAGGCACACCGCUAUCUGUUCUUCGAAAAGAUUGCGACCGACAGCAUUCAAGCCGUAGUGGAAAAGUGGCUGCAGACCAAUCCUGUCGCGCCCACAGAGGCCCCCAUGCUGGCCUCCCAGUGCGCCAGUGGGGCCGCACUUGCCACCAGUGGUGACUGUGCCACCAGAACUGCAGAGGAGCUGCCACAAAGCCCCAUGCAGACCGAAGCUACUGGGCAGACACAGGGGCCUGCUGGCGUUCCCCUACCUCUCAGCUCUGAUGAGGACAACGAGGCAAUGGACUUCUCAAACUCACGGAAGAGGCUGCGGGAAGAAAUUGGGGACGAGGACGACCACGCACCACGAAUGCAAAUGGCCACUACCCCCUCCGAAUCCUCUGAAGAGGAAUCACACACUUCUCGGGGCUCAGAGGAGUUGUCCGGGAGUAUGUGCAGAACCACGGUGGAUUCCGAAGUGGCGUCCACCACAGCGGACAUGACAUCAUCUGCCACAACAGGCGGCACGGACUCCACGAGCUCGGAUGGUGCAGGCACUUGCCAACUCCCUACUACCGCCUCAACGGACGACCUAUUGGCCCCUGGGGACCCCUGCCCUCCCUCCCCACACACAAAAGGACUGCCCUUGCCAGCAACCUCUCCCCAAGCAGUAGAGCGCACCCUACCUGCCCCUGCAGCAGAAAGACCACCGAAUCUCCCGACAACCCACCCCCUGACGCUUCAGCUUCCAUGGAGGUGGUGA